AUGGUAGGGGACGGAGGAGGAUCAUACCUCGAUCUACUGGGACUUCCGCCGAAGAUGGAGGGGAGCAGAUUCGCCGCGUUGCGGUUCGGCGGCGGCGGGGCGGCGGCGAAGGAGGUGGGGGCGAGUGGCGACGGGAUUGGAGAUUCAAUCGACACACAGUCAGCCGGCGGCGAGAGACGACGAGGACUUGUGGAAGUUGAAGCCGACGCGAAGCUCCCGCGCCUCACCACCUCCGCCGUCCUCUUCCCGACCCCGAGGCCGUUCGGUUCCUAUAGGCCCGCCAAGGGCAAGCCGAUGCCGCCGCCCAUCACCAUCUCAGCCGCCGUCCUCGACCCGGCACACCUCACCUGCGCCCACUCCUGCCCCAUCCGCCCUUCGCUGCCCGCCGCCCCGGAGGAUCCCGUCGACGGCCGCAAGCUCCGCGUCGCACUCGCGCACAGCUUUCUCGUCGUGUCCGUCUUCUGCAGCGCGUGGUUCCUGGACGAUGGGGAUGGGGAUGGGGAUGGGGAUGGCGGCUAGUGAAGCCGUAGCCACCAAGGCCUCUUCGCCGUCGGGAGCGGGGUCACAGGGGGCAGGGGACCUCUUCGCCGUCGGGAGCGGGGGCGAAGGGGGCAGAGGAAGCGACAGCGGACGAGCACGUGUGCGUCAGUGCGGCGGCGGCGGCAGAGCUCGGCCAGGCUCGCCUCGCCCCCAUCUGCCGCCGGCGGCAGCCUCCCUGGAGAGGAGCUGAAGAGAAGAAAAAAAGAGAAAAGAGAGAAGAAGAGAAGUGGUCCCCACAUUUUCUAUCUAUUUUCAUUUACAUGUGGGAUCCAUAUAUUUUUUUUAUUUUACUGACAGACAUGUAUACUGCCAUAGGAUCUAAAUUGGAUGGUUUUUUAUUAUUUAGGGGUGAAGAUUUCUGAUUUUGUAGUUAAGGGACGUAAAAAAAUCUCGCUAUUAAGUUGAGGGACCUCCGGUGAACUUAUUCCUUACCGAAUCGAUUCGUACCCCUUUCGGCCCAUCUCCCCCACGACCCUACUUGGCUAGCCCAAUCAGUGGUCUAAUGUUCUGCAGACAAGCAUGGACAAAACGAAGAUCGGGAGAUAUUUUAGACCUCGAUGGCAUCCUGCUGUUCUUUCCAGUAAAUAAAAAGUCAUUCCCUCGCAAAUAUCUCAGUUUGCUGCUUCACACCAUAAAACUGAUGAAAGUUGAUCUACAACCGUUAGUGGAUAAGAUAAGAUUGAGAAUACCGAGUUGGAAGGGCAGAUUUUUCACAUCGGCUAGCCCGGAGGUCCUCGUCAAAUCGACCUUGUCGGCAACACCUAUCUACCACCUUACAGUUCUACCAUAGAAUGAAUGGCUUUAUAAGCGGAUUGAUCAUUUUAGACGAGCUUUCCUCUAGAAAGAAGAUGACUCGGACAACGUCUG
Oryza sativa Japonica Group (Japanese rice) is the source of this 1407-nucleotide messenger RNA. NCBI's taxonomy places the organism in Eukaryota, Viridiplantae, Streptophyta, Magnoliopsida, Poales, Poaceae. The record is from RefSeq and is a predicted model, not a curated record.